Punica granatum (pomegranate) is the source of this 1170-nucleotide messenger RNA. The record is from RefSeq and is a predicted model, not a curated record. NCBI's taxonomy places the organism in Eukaryota, Viridiplantae, Streptophyta, Magnoliopsida, Myrtales, Lythraceae.
AUGACGACUCAUAAAAUUAGAAGAGAAGUUAUAGUUGCGAUAUACUUGUUGAUUGCCGUGGCAGUCGAUUCUGUUCAAGCAAGAAGAAACCUAAUUGUGCCUGGCAAAUCUAAUGACGCCAAGUUGGAUAAGCCGCCGAGAGGAAUCGUAAAAACUAUCCAGAGUGGCAGUGGCGAUGUUGUCGAUUGUGUCGAUAUCUACAAACAGCCGGCUUUCGACCAUCCUUUACUCAAGAACCAUAUUAUUCAGAUGAAAUCGAAUUCAUUCAUAGAAGAAGAAGAAGAAGGCAAAAGCCAUCUAGCAUCGGAGGAGCAGCCCGGAUUGGAAGAAUGGGGCGUGGAUUGCCCUGAAGGAACGAUCCCUAUCAUCAGAAGGCCAUCCAAAAACAGCGCUGAUGUGAAGGAUUACGUCUUGCCGUUUCCCUUCGACAACGAAUCCCUUGCUGUCAGUCCUAAUGCUGGACACGAAUAUGCACAAGUAUCUCUGACCGGUGCCGAAGGAACCUUCCAAGGAGCCCAAGGAAUCUUCAAUUUGUGGACCCCUCUCACAGAGAAUAAUGAAAUCAGCGUGUCCCAGAUUUGGAUCCUUGCGGGCCCCACGGAAUUCAUAAACACCGUAGAGGCUGGGUGGAUAAGUGAUGGCUACCAAUCCACAGGAUGCUACAACCUUAUAUGCCCCGGAUUCGUGCAGACGAACAGUAAAUUUGGUCUUGGUUCUAUCAUACGACCAGUGUCCAAAUUUAACGGGAAACAGAUGGAAGUGAAAAUAGAAAUCAAACAGGACAAGUCUACGGGCCACUGGUGGCUCCGACUGAAGAAUGUGGACCUGGGAUACUGGCCAGGCUCCAUCUUCACCAGCCUGCGGGGUGGUGCUAGUGCAAUAAAUUGGGGCGGAGAGAUUACGAACAGUGAAAACAAUGGCCAGCACACGACGACCCAGAUGGGAAGCGGUCACUUCCCUCGUGACGGGUUCUAUACAAAAUCGUCAUACAUCAGGAAUCUUGGUCACAUCCAAAAUAAUAAUCCGAUGCAAUCCACGCCGAGGGAAGCCCUCCAAACGUAUGUGACGAACCGUCAGUGCUACGACCUUGUGGUAGGACCUCCCAACCUUAAUUUUGGAACUCAUAUCUACUUCGGAGGUCCUGGAUUUUCAGCGCAAUGCUCAAAAUAG